GGGUCAUUGGCCAGGCUUGUGUGCACCAAUUUUCUCCACUCAGCCACAUGAAUUGUGGCGCAGUAUCUUAGUGUUUUUUGCCUAGGGCUGUGAGAAGGCGCACAGAACUAAUCAACAUUUUCCCCCGUCCAACUCGGCCUCAACUCCAUCUUUCGACACCAACUUUCCCAUCAGACCCAGAUCCGAGAGCAGACACGAUGCCUCCUAAAUUCGAUCCCAACGAAGUCAAGGUCAUCCACCUCCUGGCCACCGGAGGUGAGGUUGGUGCCUCCUCCGCCUUGGCCCCUAAGAUCGGUCCUCUCGGUCUGUCUCCCAAGAAAGUUGGUGAAGAUAUCGCAAAGGCAACUGGCGACUGGAAGGGCCUCCGCGUGACGGUCAAGCUCACCAUCCAGAACCGUCAAGCCGCCGUCUCCGUUGUCCCCACUGCCUCUUCCCUCAUUAUCCGCGCCCUCAAGGAGCCCCCUCGCGACCGCAAGAAGGAGAAGAACAUCAAGCACAACAAGUCUGUUCCUCUGGAGGAGAUCAUCGAGAUUGCGAGAACCAUGCGCCACAAGUCUUUCUCCAAGACGUUGGAGGGAGGUGUUAAGGAGAUUCUGGGAACGGCAAACAGUGUUGGGUGCCAGGUUGACGGCAAGAGCCCCAAGGCCAUCACCGAUGCCAUCGAUGCUGGUGAGAUUGACAGUAAGUACCAACCAUCCUCCGAUCAGUUGCAUUCCGCUAACAAGGUAACUAGUCCCUGAGGAAUAAAGGAGGUCAAUAGCUGGACGGACACUCUCGCAUGACUUCUGGAGUUUAGGAAUGGUUCUGCAUUAAGGGGACUACCCAAAAGGGACAACCUUGGGCAAAGAAAAAAAGAAUUGCCAAAUGACAAAUGACAAAGUUUCUAAAACUGGCUUUUGCAAUUUUGCUUGCCGCGAAUUACCUUCUUGCGUGGUGAUGUCAGGUCUGCGAAUUGGUAUGAGCAUAUCUGGUCAG
Colletotrichum acutatum is the source of this 975-nucleotide messenger RNA. RefSeq names its product ribosomal protein L11. The record is from RefSeq and is a predicted model, not a curated record. Gene Ontology annotation, molecular function: large ribosomal subunit rRNA binding; structural constituent of ribosome. NCBI's taxonomy places the organism in Eukaryota, Fungi, Ascomycota, Sordariomycetes, Glomerellales, Glomerellaceae. Gene Ontology annotation, biological process: translation. Gene Ontology annotation, cellular component: cytosolic large ribosomal subunit; ribosome. The coding region runs from base 198 to 740 and encodes 180 amino acids. The transcript is spliced from 4 exons.